GCCGCAGCGCUCGCCGCCGCCGCCGCCGCCCGCCCGCCCGCCCGCCCGCGCCGCCGCCGCCGCCGGAGCCCCUCGCGCACCCUGGGGCAUGGCCGUCAAUGUGUACUCCACAUCCGUGACCAGUGAGAACCUGAGUCGCCAUGACAUGCUCGCGUGGGUCAACGACUCGCUGCACCUCAACUACACCAAGAUAGAACAGCUCUGCUCAGGUGCAGCCUACUGCCAGUUCAUGGACAUGCUGUUCCCCGGCUGCGUGCACUUGAGGAAGGUGAAGUUCCAGGCGAAGCUGGAGCACGAGUAUAUCCACAACUUCAAGGUGUUGCAGGCAGCCUUCAAGAAGAUGGGUGUCGACAAAAUAAUCCCUGUAGAGAAAUUAGUGAAAGGAAAAUUCCAAGAUAAUUUUGAGUUUAUUCAGUGGUUUAAGAAAUUUUUUGACGCAAACUAUGAUGGAAAGGAUUACAACCCGCUGCUGGCACGGCAGGGGCAGGACGCGGCGCCUCCUCCUAACCCAGGUGAUCAGAUCUUCAACAAAUCCAGGAAGCUCAUUGGCACAGCAGUUCCCCAGAGGACAUCCCCCACAGGCCCCAAAAACAUGCAGACCUCCGGCCGGCUGAGCAACGUGGCCCCCCCGUGUAUCCUCCGGAAGAACCCCCCAUCAGCGCGGAACGGCGGCCACGAGACUGACACCCAGAUCCUGGAACUCAACCAGCAGCUCUUAGACUUGAAGCUGACCGUCGACGGGCUGGAGAAGGAGCGCGACUUCUACUUCAGCAAACUUCGUGACAUCGAGCUCAUCUGCCAGGAACACGAGAGCGAGAACAGCCCCGUCAUCUCAGGCAUCAUCGGCAUCCUCUAUGCCACAGAGGAAGGAUUUGCACCCCCGGAGGACGAUGAGAUUGAGGAACCCCAACAGGAAGACCAGGACGAGUACUGAGGGCAGCCCAGCCCUGCCGACCGCCGGCUUCCUGGGGCUCCCCCGCCCCCCCCACACACACAUUAUAUUCCUUUCCUUACAGCUGGUCGGCCGGGUGCUUUGUCAGCCAGCAGGGCCGGGGGGCCUGGGGGGCCAGGGACGGGGGGAGCAGGCCGAGGCCCCAUCCUCCUGGGACACAGGCCCCGGGCUGGGGGCUGGCGGGACCCCUGCCCUCUCCACACACCCCUAUUUAUUUCCGUUGUCUCCAUGCUGUGUCCCGUUCC
Molecule: messenger RNA, 1197 nt
Organism: Sorex fumeus (smoky shrew)
Lineage: Eukaryota; Metazoa; Chordata; Mammalia; Eulipotyphla; Soricidae
Gene: MAPRE3
Product: microtubule associated protein RP/EB family member 3
Exons: 7
Coding region: 89-934 (281 amino acids)
Biological process (GO): spindle assembly; protein localization to microtubule plus-end; regulation of microtubule polymerization or depolymerization
Cellular component (GO): spindle midzone; microtubule plus-end; microtubule organizing center
Molecular function (GO): microtubule plus-end binding
Source: RefSeq, a predicted model, not a curated record